AUGGGCAAGCCAACUUUCACCCUUGCGGGCCGUGAGUGGCAGAAGAUCACUUGGUGGAAAACGAAGAACAUGCGGUCCCUCUAUCUUUUCCUCUGGGCUGCUAUGUUGACUUCGGCCACCAAUGGAUACGACGGUUCCCUGAUCAACGGUCUCCAGAGCAUGUCUCAGUGGCAGGAUUAUUUCCACCACCCAAGCCCUUCCAUCAUGGGUCUGUUGACCGCUUCGAUGGCCAUGGGCUCGAUGUUAGCCAUUCCAAUUGUUCCUUACUGUGCCGACCUCCUCGGUCGACGUAUGGGAGUGGUGAUCGGUUGCUCCAUCAUGCUCGUCGGGAUUGCUCUGCUCUCCAUGGGUUUCCACAUCGCCAUGUUUAUCAUCGGCCGCCUUUUACUCGGUUUUGGAAUCGCCAUCGCUCACGGCUCGGCUCCCCUCUUGAUUGCUGAGCUCGUACACCCCCAGCACCGCGCCAUCUAUUCGACCAUUUAUAAUACCCUCUGGUACCUCGGGUCGCUGAUUGGCGCCUGGGUAUCGUUCGGAACUAACAACAUCAACGGUAAUUGGGCUUGGCGCGUGCCUUGCCUCCUGCAGGCGAUUCCUUCACUCUUCCAGAUCUUUUUCAUCUGGUUUGUUCCGGAGUCCCCUCGAUGGCUCAUUGCCAAGGGAAAGCAUGAAAAAGCCAAGUCUAUACUCACCAAAUACCAUGCUGGAGGUAAACAUGACGACGAGCUGGUCAGUGUCGAAUACCAUGAAAUCCAGCAGACGAUCUCCCUUGAACAGGAGUACGAGAAGACUUCGUGGAGUGAGCUCUGGUCUACGCCGGGAAACCGCCACCGUCUCCUCAUUCUCGUCAGCUUUGGCCUAUUUUCACAGUGGUCUGGCAAUGCCUUGGUCUCGUACUACCUCUCCGGUGUGCUUGAGACUGUUGGUAUUCACGACGACAAGACCAAGCUCGAGAUCAACGGAUAUUUGUCCAUUGUGCAGCUCGUCUCAGCUGUCGGAAUUUGCUUCUUUGUUGACAAGAUCGGUCGCCGCCCGCUAUUCCUUACGUCCUGCGUCGGGAUGUUGGUGUCCUUUAUCGUCGAGACCAUCGGAUCUGCGCAGUACGCCAAGACGGAGAGCACUGCAGCUGGCCAUGCAGUCAUUGUCUUCAUUUUCAUCUACUUCAUCUUCUACAACCUGGGCUUCUGUGGGCUACUUGUGUCAUACUCUACGGAGAUCCUGCCCUACAGGAUUCGUGCCAAGGGUCUUACUGUCAUGUUCCUGUUUGUCGACAUCGCCCUCUGGUUCAACCAAUACGUCAACCCCAUUGCGCUUUCGGCCAUCACUUGGAAAUACUAUCUUGUCUACGUCUGCUGGAUCGCCUUCGAGACGUUUGUGGUCUGGAAAUGGUUUAUCGAGACCAAGAACACACCUCUCGAGGAAAUUGCCAAGUAUUUCGACGGCGACGCGGCCAUCGUUGGCGGUGAUGCUGCUACGGCCAAGGCCCGCCACCUCGCUGGAGACGAGGAUGAAAUUAGUGAGACCAAGGGCGAGCACCCUGUUGUUUCACAAACUACUCGUGUCUGA
Molecule: messenger RNA, 1563 nt
Organism: Diaporthe amygdali
Lineage: Eukaryota; Fungi; Ascomycota; Sordariomycetes; Diaporthales; Diaporthaceae
Exons: 3
Coding region: 1-1563 (520 amino acids)
Biological process (GO): carbohydrate transport; transmembrane transport
Cellular component (GO): membrane
Molecular function (GO): carbohydrate:proton symporter activity
Source: RefSeq, a predicted model, not a curated record